AUGCACUCCGCCUUCCAGACCGUCCCUCUAGACUAUCAAACUCCUCCCUUCCCCUCCCUCUACAUCUCCGCAGGCCUCUAUCACCAAGGCGCUAAAUAUCUCUAUUACACGGGCGAUAUAUGGCGCUUCACGCUCUUCUGGACCCUGCUCUUCUACAUCGGCAUCCAUCUCUUUACUUCCCUCUGCGCUGCUGUGAUGCAAUGGCGCAGCUGGAAGCUAAUCUGGGCCGCGCCGCUGGUAUAUAUACUCGUCGCGGCGUUGGAGGCAUUGUUGGCUGGUAGUGUUGUCGGGCUUAUACUUGGAGCUGUCUAUGAAGCUGGCAACUAUCAUAUGUCGACAUGGAUACCGUUUUCGUGGGCGGCAACUAAUACACUUGUGCUGAUCCUGUCCAGUUUUUCGGUUCGAGGUGGACUGUGGCUAGGCACUUAA
Molecule: messenger RNA, 429 nt
Organism: Paracoccidioides brasiliensis Pb18
Exons: 2
Coding region: 1-429 (142 amino acids)
Source: RefSeq, a predicted model, not a curated record